AUGGCGGCGCCCAUGAGAACGAGUACUGAUGUUCCUUGUGAAGAUUUUAUGGGAUUUCAGGAAGGCUUAAAGAAGAUGCGAUUAAUAGAUGACAGGAUAACUAAUGCUCUCAAUACUUCAGUGCCCACUAUCUCAUUCUCUAAUAAAGUUGAUGGUACCAAGCAGUGCAAGCAUUUGUAUGAACAGCUCAAUGCUUCAUAUGAUGACAGAGAACAGAGAAUCAAACAUUGUUUAAAAGUAACCUCAGAAAAAGUGGAAGAAUUACGCAAACAGAAACAACUCCAUGGAGAUGAUUUACAAGUGGCCAAAUUAUUAAGAAAAGAACAAACAAAGUUGAGGCUUAUGCAGGGAGAACUUGGUGUAGAGGGCAUCAUUAGAGAGAGAAGUCUAAAGCUAUUUUAUGAACGCUGUAGAGAUUAUUAUAAACCAACUAGCAGCAAGGCUCCAUUAUGA
Molecule: messenger RNA, 453 nt
Organism: Owenia fusiformis
Lineage: Eukaryota; Metazoa; Annelida; Polychaeta; Sabellida; Oweniidae
Source: the annotation of a GenBank genome assembly